Lates calcarifer (barramundi perch) is the source of this 3599-nucleotide messenger RNA. RefSeq names its product solute carrier family 30 member 9 (gene slc30a9). Lineage: Eukaryota; Metazoa; Chordata; Actinopteri; Centropomidae. The transcript has 18 exons. The coding region runs from base 264 to 1991 and encodes 575 amino acids. The record is from RefSeq and is a predicted model, not a curated record. Gene Ontology annotation, biological process: zinc ion transport; positive regulation of transcription by RNA polymerase II; transmembrane transport. Gene Ontology annotation, molecular function: monoatomic cation transmembrane transporter activity. Gene Ontology annotation, cellular component: nucleus; membrane.
GUCGUGUGUCACAGAUCACGUGUCAGUGUUUGUAGCCGUUACUGUGUGUCCCGGCGUCAGUUUGAUCAUAGAUUCUCGAAAUGGAUACAGAUUAUACAGAGCAAACAUCGCCAUAGAGAGAUGUGGAGAGGCGACGUCUCGGCGUUAAUCUGUCUGAACGGGGUUAAAUUGACAAGCGGACUGCUAACACAACAGUGACCGGCUGUCUGUGACUCUGCACAGCGAGUUCCUGCUCUUCAGUGCCGAGCCCCGCUACAGCGAGGAUGUUCCCCAGCCUGGCCCACAGACCAUGGCAUGUCUUCUGCAGGGUGUCUUUGCAGCGCAGAGCGUCCCUAUCACAACGGUCCCCGAGGUUCCCCCAGCUGUGCUACGGUUGGCAGAGUGGAAGCAUACAUAGCCUGUGGUUCAGCCUUCCAGACUGCAGAAUUGCUUCUCUAGGACUGGGCAAGGUGCAGUACUACUCUACCUCUGACAACAGUAAAGAUGAUCCUCCAAAACCAGCAUCAAGUGGUGCUCCAUCAACAGAAAAGAUUUUGUCCGGUGCUGCAAAAGCCAUCCCAUCCUCAUUAGGAUUCACAUCUCAGGGGCUGACUAAAGCUGAGACAAUUCAAGUGAAAGUUCGGGCAGUCCUGAAAAAAAGGGAAUAUGGAUCCAAGUACACCCAGAACAACUUUAUCACUGCAGUCAGAGCCAUGAAUGAGUUCUGCCUCAAACCAAGUGAUCUUGAGCAACUUCGGAAGAUCAGAAGACGCAGUCCCCACGACGACACAGAGGCUUUCACCGUGUUCUUGCGGUCAGACGUCGAGGCCAAAGCACUUGACGUGUGGGGAAGCCAUGAAGCUCUAGCCCGCGAGAGAAAACUCAGGAAAGAGGUGGAGCAAGAGUACCAAGAGAAUAUUUUUCGGAAUCAACAGUUGUUGAAAGAAUACAAAGACUUCUGGGGAAACACGAAGCCUCGAUCAGGCAAGAGGACAACAUUUCUACAAGGGCCAGGGAAAGUGGUCCUGGUUGCAAUUUGCAUCAAUGGGCUGAAUUUCUUCUUCAAGCUCCUGGCUUGGGUCUACACUGGAUCAGCUAGCAUGUUCUCUGAGGCCAUCCACUCUCUGGCCGACACCUGCAACCAGGGUCUGCUCGCCCUGGGAAUCAGCCAGUCUGUCCGCAACCCAGAUGCUGGGCACCCGUAUGGAUUCUCCAACAUGCGCUACAUCGCCUCCCUCAUCAGUGGGGUGGGCAUUUUUAUGAUGGGAGCAGGCCUCUCGUGGUACCACGGUAUCAUGGGAUUGCUGCACCCAGAACCCAUUGAGUCGUUGUUAUGGGCUUACUGUAUUUUGGCAGGCUCUCUGGUGUCUGAAGGAGCCACGUUACUGGUUGCCAUCAAUGAGAUUAAGAGGAGCGCCCACCAGAAUGGGCUGUCUUUUUAUGAAUAUGUAAUGCAGAGUCGAGACCCCAGUACUAACGUAGUGCUGCUGGAGGACACUGCUGCUGUGUUAGGAGUCAUCUUGGCUGCAGGCUGCAUGGGGCUCACCUCACUCACAGGUAACCCUUACUAUGACAGUUUGGGCUCUCUUGGCGUGGGCACACUGCUGGGCGCCGUCUCAGCCUUCCUCAUCUACACUAACACAGAGGCCCUGCUGGGACGCUCCAUACAGGCUGAACGUGUACAGAAGCUUACAGAGUUCCUGGAGAACGACCCCGCUGUAAGGGCCAUCCACGACGUGAAGGCCACUGAUAUGGGACUGAGUAAAGUGCGCUUCAAGGCUGAGGUUGACUUUGAUGGCCGAGUAGUGACACGGUCGUAUCUGGAAAAACAAGACAUUGACCAAAUCCUUAAUGACAUCCAGCAGGUGAAGACCCCUGAGGAGCUGGAGAACUUCAUGCUGAAGCACGGGGAGAACAUCAUUGACACCCUGGGAGCUGAAGUGGACCGUUUGGAGAAAGAACUCAAGCAACGUAACCCAGAGGUCCGUCAUGUAGACCUGGAGAUACUAUAAUACUUUCUGGUGUCUGCUGAGGGAACAUCCUGCUGUGUCGAGAAGAAAAAGGAAGGAGGAUCGAGUCCACGUCCUCAUCCACUGCCUCCCAUUCUGACCACCUCAAAACAAGCAUCCAUCUCUGCACAAGUCAUCAAGUCUUACUGUAGAAUUAGUCCCAAACCGUACACAAGGACGAUGAUCGAGCUUUCUCUGGCGUCGCUUGGACUUCAGUCAGUCAGUUCAGAGUUCAACCUGCCAGAGAUCCACUUACACGUUCAGGUGUGAGUGUUUUUGGCUAAAGACUGAGGACUGUCAUUAGUCUCCUUCAACUUAAAGAGAUAUUUCAAGUCUGUGUCGCAGCUCGCACGGAUUAUGACAGUUUACCCUCCUGGUUUUUUGCUUGAACUCACAUUCCUCCGUGAAUGUGUCUGGAUUUGGUUGAAAUCAUGUCUUCUUCCAAAAAAAAAAAGAAAAGAAAAAAAAAACACAAAGAGGACCAGUAUCACUUCACUAGACUUGUACUUUAAUGUUAUGCCUGAACCACAGUGAUAGUGUUUCCUUCAUUAGCACAAAGGAAACCUAAGAGCUACAUAUUCAAACUAGACUUAUUUAAUUGUUAGGCAAUAUUAGUUUGUUUUUUUUUUUUUCUUUUAAAGUAAAAACUGAGGAGUUGAAGAUGCUGCUGCAGGUACUCUAAUGAAGACACAAUUUGUGAUGAAUAGAUUUUAUUGCUAUUACAGAAAAAUAUGCAAAGUAAAAGGUGUUGUUCAGACUUUUCAUUGGAUUUGUUUGAUAGAGUUCAGGAUUGAACAGAUGUUUAAUACAGUAGCACUUAAUGAGCAUCAGCUUAUGCAACAAAAAUUAAACAUAUUAGAAAACAGGGUGUCAUAUCCCUGUGAUACUACAAAGACAAGUUGAAAGUCUAACUAACAAAUCUAUUACUUAAGCAGUUAUUGGACGUCAUAAUCUUUGCACAGGGUCAAAUGGUAAGUGUGAUAUGAUACCAUAGGUAGUGGCAUCUAUUUUAUCUCAUGUCUCUCUCUCUGCCAGCUCCACGCUCCAAACUUUCUCCACAUUUGAAGGUUUCAUUACUUUAUCUUGUGAGGUUGGCAGCUAAUCAGCAGAUGACUGAUUUGAUUGUAUUCCAAAGAUGAAGUGCUGGAGGACGCCCAUUCAGAUCCGCUCAGUGUAAAUAAGAGGUCUGUGAUGGAAAAGGCCCCCCGGCAUCAAAGAGGUUUUAAUCAAAUGUCAACAUUAUUUUAACCACCGGAGACGUCACCCCUUGCAGUACGUGUUACCGAAAAUGCCAAGUAAAUAAUCUCCUGCUCUGUGUUUCUGCUGAAUAAUGUGUUCAAAAAACAUAAUCCUGGUUGUGCUUUUUGUUCUCAGUCUGAAUCUAUACUGUCAGCACACAGUCACAGCUGCAGCAUGAGACACACCUGCCUGCUAAACACUUUGCAUUUUGCUUCAGGAGGUGGGGCUGGAGUCAUUUCAUCUUUAUUGGGAGGGUGGAUAUAUAUUUUUGAAGGUGUUUAAUAAUGUAAUAUUUACCUUUGGCUAUAACAUUGCCACUGCUGAAGGAGUUGGAAUAAAUCUGAAAUAAUUUAUUAAAUUAUUUUUGCUUUC